AUGGCCAACCAGCAUGUACCUAAUACCAUUGGGUGUCAGAAAGUGUUUGUUCAAAGAGACUAUUCAAAUGGGACAGCAGUUCAUUUCCAGACCAAGUUUCCUCAGGAAUUGGAAGGGAAGAUAAGUCAAGAGUUAUUCAUGUCUUCUAUCAAUGAGAUCAAUGCAGUGUUUGCUGAAGCUGAGACCCUGACCUGCUCUUCAUACUGGGAAGGAUGCUUUGCAUGUCUCACUGGAUUUUUGCUUCUCCUCUGCAUGGAAACCACUUAUGAGAAGAACCUGCGUAAGUUGAGUCGAACAAUUCAUAGGCUCAACAAACAAUGGUACGAGCAUGGCCUCCUUCUGUGCAACCCCAUGGAGCGAGGUCUUCGUGUGAUCGAGAUCGCCAUCCUUUCUCCUCCUCAGAAUAGUGGUGGGUGA
Darwinula stevensoni is the source of this 417-nucleotide messenger RNA. The record is from the annotation of a GenBank genome assembly. NCBI's taxonomy places the organism in Eukaryota, Metazoa, Arthropoda, Ostracoda, Podocopida, Darwinulidae.